AAUAUACACAGUGUCAGUGUGAGAGUGUUGUGUAUUUCGAAUCAUAAUGGAUAUCAGCUAUAUAUUCGUGAUCUGCCUGAUGGCCCUGUGCAGCGGCUUCACCGCCGUCGAAGGCAAACAGAAAUCCGGCAGAGGCCGGGGCUCCAUGUGGUGGGGCAUUGCCAAGGUCGGCGAACCCAAUAAUAUUACACCCAUCAUGUAUAUGGAUCCGGCCAUCCACUCUACACUGAGAAGAAAACAGCGACGCCUGGUCCGGGAUAAUCCAGGUGUAUUGGGAGCCUUGGUUAAGGGCGCCAAUUUGGCCAUAAGCGAGUGCCAGCAUCAGUUCCGCAAUCGUCGCUGGAAUUGCUCAACGAGAAACUUUUCGCGAGGCAAAAAUCUAUUUGGAAAAAUUGUGGAUCGAGGCUGCCGUGAGACUAGUUUCAUUUAUGCCAUCACCAGUGCCGCGGUUACCCAUUCUAUUGCCAGGGCCUGCAGCGAGGGCACCAUCGAGUCCUGCACCUGCGACUAUAGCCACCAGUCGAGAUCCCCUCAAGCCAACCAGGCGGGCAGUGUGGCUGGUGUCCGGGAUUGGGAAUGGGGCGGCUGCUCGGACAACAUUGGAUUCGGUUUCAAGUUCUCCCGGGAGUUUGUUGAUACCGGCGAGCGGGGUCGCAAUCUGCGCGAGAAAAUGAAUCUGCACAACAAUGAGGCGGGACGAGCGCACGUCCAGGCGGAGAUGCGUCAGGAGUGCAAAUGCCACGGCAUGUCCGGCUCUUGUACGGUGAAGACCUGCUGGAUGCGACUGGCCAACUUCCGGGUGAUCGGUGACAAUCUCAAGGCCCGCUUCGAUGGUGCCACCCGCGUCCAAGUGAGCAAUAGCCUGCGAGCCAGCAAUGUCCUGCCAGGGAUCAGUCCGAAUGCCGCCGGUUCCAGUUCUGUGAGCUCCAAUGGUCUGAUCAUUCCCCAGUCGGUGGUCUACGGGGAGGAGGAAGAGCGCAUGCUCAACGAUCACAUGCCGGACAUUCUGCUGGAGAACAGUCAUCCGAACAACAAGAUUCAUCAUCCGAAUAUGCCAUCGCCAAACAGUCUGCCGCAGGGCGGUCAGAGGGCCAGAAAUGGACGACGACAAGGUCGCAAGCAUAAUAGAUAUCACUUCCAACUGAAUCCCCACAAUCCUGAGCACAAGCCACCCGGCUCUAAGGACUUGGUCUACCUGGAGCCUUCGCCCAGCUUCUGUGAGAAGAAUCUGCGACAUGGCAUCCUGGGCACCCAUGGCCGGCAAUGUAAUGAGACCUCCUUGGGCGUCGAUGGAUGUGGUCUGAUGUGCUGCGGGCGUGGCUAUCGGCGGGAUGAGGUCGUGGUGGUGGAGAGAUGCGCCUGCACCUUCCACUGGUGCUGCGAGGUCAAGUGCAAGCUGUGUCGAACCAAGAAGGUCAUCUACACGUGUCUAUAA
This is a messenger RNA of Drosophila serrata, 1435 nucleotides long. RefSeq names its product Wnt family member 1 wingless (gene wg). Gene Ontology annotation, molecular function: frizzled binding; cytokine activity. Gene Ontology annotation, biological process: canonical Wnt signaling pathway; cell fate commitment; neuron differentiation. The record is from RefSeq and is a predicted model, not a curated record. Lineage: Eukaryota; Metazoa; Arthropoda; Insecta; Diptera; Drosophilidae. Gene Ontology annotation, cellular component: extracellular region.